ACAGUAAAAGUCUCUCUUUUGCCUUAAAUGCACUUUGCUCUCUCUCUCUCUCUCUCUCUCUCUCUCACUCUCUCAUCUGUAAGAAGGCCUUUCCACUGCAUCAAAAAAAGCCAAGAAUUGCAAAAGGGGUGAACUAUAAAAUCACUAAUAUAAUAUUUGCAUUCACACACAGCUGUGCAUAUAUAUGUCCAAAAUACAUAUACCACUCAUCAGUUUUUUACUACUCCAUUGGAGUACAUUUAUUAUUAUUACUAGUACUACUAGUUUCUUCAUUUUCGGUGUUUGCUGGACAGAUUCGAGUUCUUUCUUCUCGUGGACCCUGUUUUGUGUCGUUGAACUUUUCCUUCUUGAUUCUUAUUUCCUCUCGAAUUUGAUCAGGAAUCGAUUCAUACCCUUUUGGAAUACGAGCCAUGUCCAGUUUAUACACGCAGAAUCUGAAUUACUCACCUGCUAGAGUUGCUUCUCCACAAAUAAGGAACAACCCAGAUGUAGAUAGUCUGUACUUGGGAGAGCUGUUAGCAGAGCGGCAGAAGCUUGAACCUUUUUUGCUAGUGGUUCCCAUAUGCAGCCGACUGUUGAAUCAAGAGAUAUUAAGGGUUUCUGGCAUGUUAUCCAACCACGGAUUUAGUGACUAUGAUAGACUUCAGCGUGGAAGCCCCAGCCCAAUGGCUUCUUCAGACAUCAUGAUGCCAAAUCAUGGACCAGCUGGUCUAGGUGGCUGGAGUGGCCAUCCACACGAGAGAUUUGGUGUACAAGGGAGACCAAUGGACUGGCAAGCGGCCCCAGGAAGCCCAAGUACCUAUAUCAUGAAGAAGGUAUUGCGCUUGGAGAUACCAGUAGACAGCUAUCCAAAUUUCAAUUUUGUUGGGCGGCUUCUAGGUCCUCGGGGCAAUUCCUUAAAGCGCGUAGAAGCUUCGACAGGUUGCAGAGUAUUUAUUAGAGGGAAAGGUUCAAUAAAAGACCCUGACAAGGAGGAGACUUUAAGGGGAAGACCUGGCUAUGAGCACCUGAAUGAUCCACUACACAUUUUAGUUGAAGCAGAAUUACCCGUUGGUAUUAUUGAUGCACGAUUAAGACAGGCAAGAGAGAUUAUAGAAGAGCUGCUCAAACCAGUGGACGAGUCACAGGAUUUCUAUAAAAGGCAACAGCUAAGAGAACUUGCGAUGCUAAAUUCCAAUUUUAGAGAAGAGAGCCCUCGACCAAGUGGAAGUAGUCUCUCUCCUUUCAAUUCCAGUGGGAUGAAGCGCGCCAAAACCGGUUGGUAGGGAUCUUUUUAGAUUUGUCUGCCUUGAUGGUCGGUCUGAGGGGGGCCGUGGCUGCAUAUUGGCACCGUAUUAUACCUCUCAGUAAGUCUCCGUUUCUAAAGCUUCAAAGGAGUACUGGGCUGCGAGACAUGGCCGGGAGUUCUAAUGCAGAAGCGUUGUUCAGCAACAUAACAAUGUGGAAAGGAGAAGAAGAUUUAUUGCCGCGUCCAUGACCAUAAUUCCAUGCUGUUUUUAACUUAGAACAAUUAUUGCAUUUAUUUAUUAACCUUUGCUAUUUGGGUGGCGUAGGAAAUUAUUCACAUUGGGAUACCUGGCACCGCAAUUGAGGGGUCGGGCUACGUUUUCUUAAACGGGAUUGGUUUUUUCUUUUUGGGUUUGUUGUAACCAAUUAUAGGGUGAUGAAUUUUGUUAUUUUACCUUGGUUUGCUCUAUGUCAACUGUCAAGUAAUGUAAUGUGACCAAAAAAAAUUGAAAAUAUGUCAAGUAAUGUAUUUCUUUU
Rhododendron vialii is the source of this 1764-nucleotide messenger RNA. RefSeq names its product KH domain-containing protein At2g38610-like. NCBI's taxonomy places the organism in Eukaryota, Viridiplantae, Streptophyta, Magnoliopsida, Ericales, Ericaceae. Gene Ontology annotation, cellular component: nucleus. The transcript is spliced from 7 exons. Gene Ontology annotation, molecular function: mRNA binding. The record is from RefSeq and is a predicted model, not a curated record. The coding region runs from base 411 to 1265 and encodes 284 amino acids. Gene Ontology annotation, biological process: regulation of mRNA splicing, via spliceosome.